Messenger RNA from Spirodela intermedia, 1809 nucleotides. Lineage: Eukaryota; Viridiplantae; Streptophyta; Magnoliopsida; Alismatales; Araceae. The record is from the annotation of a GenBank genome assembly.
AUGGCGGUUUUCAGCUCGGAGAGGCUGCUGGCCUACAGCCCUCCCCGCAAGAGCCCCUCGAGGACCCACUGGCCGGUCGCCGUCCCCCUCCGGUUCAUAUCGCUGCCGCUGCACGGUCGGAGGAGAUUGGUGGUGAUCAGCGCCUACAGGUCGCCCUCCUCGUCCCUCCUCGAGGAGUCCUCCGAUGAGGUUGCCGCCGGCGAGCCCCAAGCCUUCCGGCCGAAGCCUCAGAAGCCCGCCGCCAUCUCCGAUGGGUUCAUCAAAGGGCUGGCCAAGAGCCCGGAGAUGGAGGCCCUCGCCUACGAUUACUACCGGAAGGCGAGAGCUCAACCGGAGUACCAGCCGGACAGGCAGACUCUCCGGGUGCUCAUUCGGUACCUGCUCAAAUGCCGUCAGUGGGACUCCAUCUCUGCUCUGUCGGAGGAUUUCAGGGCCUUGGGCGUGUUCCCCGACGCCGCCGCCUGCGCGACGCUCGUCGGCGGCUGCAUCGGGGCCCGCAAGUUCAAGCUCGCCGAGGCCUUGCUCAGGGCCUUCCAGGACAAGCCCACCGUCGCAGCGGCGGCGUUCGGCGCCGCCAUGCGCGGCUACAACAAGCUCCACAUGUACAGCAGCACCCUCGGAGUGCACGAGCAGAUGAGGGCCGCCGGCGUCCCGCCGGACCCGGGCUGCUGGUGCUCCGCCAUGGACGCCCACCGCAAGCUCGGGAACACGGACCAGGUGUUCGCCCUCUUCCUCGAGAUGGGCCCUUCUUACCACUCCGCUCGGAUCUACUCCAUCCUCUGCGACUCGCUGGGGAGAUCCGGGAGGGCCUUCGAGUCGCUGAGGUACUUCAGGGAAAUGAUCCAGAGGGGGAUCUCGCCGGAUUCCUCCUCUUAUGCCUCCCUGAUAAGCUCCUUCGCCGGAAUCAGGGAGGCGGAGAUCGCGGAGGACCUCUUCCAGGAAGCCCGGCAGAAGCAACUGAUCAACGACCCCGCCGUCUUCCUCAAGCUCGUGCUCAUGUACGUGGAGACCGGAGCUCUGGAUAAGACCCUGGAGGUGGUCCGGGCCAUGAAGGAGCUCAAGAUCGGGGUCUCCGACUGCGUCUUCUGCGCCGUCAUCAAUGGCCACGCGAGGAAGGGCGGCCUCCGCGCCGCCGUCAGGGCCUACGAGGAGCUUAUCUCCCUGGGCUGCGAGCCGGGGCAGGUGAGCUACGCCUCCGCCAUCAACGUCUACUCCCGGCUGGGGCUCCUCGCCAUGGCGGAGGCCCUGUUCCAGGAGAUGCUCGACAAGGGCUUCGACCGCUGCGUCGUCGCCUACGCCACCAUGGUCUCCGUCUACGGCAGGUCCGGCAGGGUGAGAGAGGCCACCAGGCUUCUGGCCCGGAUGAAGGAGAAGGGCUGCGAGCCCAAUGUCUGGGUCUACAACUCCCUCAUCGACAUGCACGGCCGCGCCACCAAUCUCCGCCAGGUGGAGAAGCUCUGGAAGGAGAUGCGGCGGCGGCGGGUGGCCCCCGACAAGGUCAGCUACACCAGCAUCAUCGGCGCCUACAGCAAAGCCAAGGAGUUCAAAGAGUGCGUCAGGUUGUACGAGGAGUUCCGUAUGACCGGCGAGAAGGUGGACCGGGCCAUCGCCGGCAUCAUGGUCGGCGUCUUCUCGAGGAGCGGCCGGAUCGACGAGCUGGUCAAGCUCCUGCAGGACGUGAAGGCCGAGGGGCUGCCGCUGGACGAGCGACUCUACGCGUCGGCCAUGAACGCGCUGAGGGACGCCGGGCUACAGACGCAGGUCAGGUGGCUACAGGAGAGCUUCCCCUUCCCGGCGGCCAAGUCCUGA